AAUCGAAGACCCGAGCUGGCGCCUGCGCACUUCGUCUCCGCCGCUGCUGUGGUCUCGCGCCCCACUCCCCCGUUCCCCGCAGGCUCGGGCUCAGCGGCGGAGGCGGCGGUGCCGCCACGAGCGGACGAACCGAGUUAAAGGUGGGAGUCGGGAUUCCACAGCCCGCGGAGGGGUCAGCACACCUCUUCCAUCCUCUCGGAGCCCUCCGUCUGGCCCCCACGGCUAACGGUCGCGGGGCCGAACGCGGCCCACCAGAAGGGCGCGGAAGGGGUGUAGGCGCGCGUCCAGGGAAAAGCAGGGCUCAGCAAGGGAGGGGCGCGUCCACUACCCCUGCUGGCCUACACCGACCCCGCCUACGCCGCGGUGCAUGGACCCUAGGCAAGACUCCUGGCUGUGGCCCAUGGGCCUCUGAGGAGGCAUAAGUCCGCCCAGAUUCCCACUUGCUGUGUUCCCACUCAAUGGGAAGGGAUCCAAGGCCUUGUCCACCAUCAGCCACGGCCUCCUGACAGUACCAGGAUGGAAGUCAAAGGUCAGCUGAUCAGCUCUCCUACCUUCAAUGCCCCAGCUGCCCUUUUUGGAGAGGCUACCCCCCAGGUGAAGUCAGAGCGUCUGCGAGGGCUGCUUGAUCGGCAGCGGGCCCUGCAAGAGGCCCUGAGCCUGAAACUUCAGGAGCUCCGAAAAGUGUGUCUCCAAGAGGCGGAGCUGACUGGCCAGCUACCCCCUGAGUGUCCGCUGGAACCUGGUGAACGGCCCCAGUUGGUGCGCCGUCGGCCCCCUGCAGCCCGUGCCUACCCUCCACUGCAUCCCAAUCCAGCACACCACUCCUUGUGCCCUGUUGAGGAGCUGGAACGGGAGGUGUCAGUGCAGCAACAGAUUGCAGCUGCUGCCCGGCGCUUGGCCCUGGCCCCUGAGCUGAGUGGUGAGCAGCGGCGACGCCGGCGCCAGGUACAGGCUGAUGCACUGAGGAGGCUGCAUGAGUUGGAGGAGCAGCUGGGGGAUGUCCGGGCCCGCCUUGGCCUCCCGGUUCUCCCUCCACAGCCACUGCCGCUGUCUACGGGGGCACUUAUCCCCACCCAGGGAGUCUGCCUGGGCACACGCCUAGCUCAGCUCAGCCAAGAGGAUGUAGUUCUGCAUUCGGAGAGCAGCUCCCUCUCAGAGUCUGGGGCCAGCCAUGAUAAUGAGGAACCCCGUGGCUGCUUCUCUCUGGCAGAGCGCCCCUCACCACCAAAGGCUUGGGACCAGCUGCGAGCAGUAUCUGGGGGGAGCCCUGAGCGGCGAACCCCAUGGAAACCACCUCCGUCAGAUCUUUAUGGGGAUCUGAAGAGCCGGAGGAACUCUGUGGCCAGCCCCACCAGCCCCACACGCUCGCUGCCCAGGAGUGCUUCCAGUUUUGAGGGGCGAAGUGUGCCUGCCACUCCUGUUCUCACCCGGGGCGCUGGCCCCCAGCUCUGCAAACCCGAAGGCCUCCAUUCUCGACAGUGGUCCGGCAGCCAGGACUCCCAGAUGGGCUUCCCGCGGGCAGACCCUGCCUCUGAUCGCGCCUCCCUCUUCGCAGCCCGCACUCGCCGCAGCAACAGCUCUGAAGCCCUGCUGGUGGACCGGGCUGCUGCUGGGGGAGCUGGUUCUCCACCUGCCCCUCUGGCUCCCCCUGCCGCUGGCCCACCAGUCUGCAAGAGCAGUGAGGUGCUGUAUGAGCGCCCCCAACCAACCCCUGCCUUCUCCUCUCGCACAGCAGGGCCCCCAGAUCCUCCCCGGGCAGCCAGGCCUAGCUCAGCAGCCCCUGCUUCCCGUGGAGCCCCCCGGCUCCCACCUGUGUGUGGGGACUUCCUCUUGGACUAUUCCUUGGACCGGGGCCUGCCCCGCGGUGGCGGCGGGGCAGGCUGGGGGGAGCUGCUGCCUGCAGCUGAGGUCUCAGGACCACUCUCCCGCCGGGAUGGGCUCCUCGCCAUGCUCCCUGGCCCACCACCCAUGUAUGCAGCUGAUGGCAGCAGCCCCCUCCUCCGCAGCAAGGACCCCCACACCCGUGCCACCCGUACCAAGCCCUGUGGCCUGCCCCCGGAAGCUGCUGAGGGUCCAGAGGUGCAUCCAAACCCUCUGCUAUGGAUGCCCCCACCCACCCGUAUCCCCGCGACUGGUGAGCGCAGUGGCCACAAGAACCUUGCCCUGGAGGGGCUACGGGACUGGUACAUCCGGAACUCGGGACUGGCCAUGGGGCCCCAGCGCCGGCCUAUGCUCCCUCACGUGGGCCCAUCACACCCACCCUUCCUCCAUGCCCGCUGCUAUGAGGUGGGCCAGGCGCUGUACGGGGCCCCCAGCCAGGCUCCGCUCCCGCACUCGAGGAGUUUCACGGCACCCCCUGUUUCCAGCAGAUACUACGCGGACUUCCUGUAUCCCCCGGAGCUGAACGCUCGUUUAAGUGACCUGACGCUAGAGGGGGACCAGUCUUCCAGUUCUGACCCCCAGACUCCAGGGACACUGGUCUGACCCCUUCUGCUAUGCCCCUUGUUGGUCUGGGCAUGGCUCCAGUCCAGGGAGCACACAGCCGACCUCGCUGAGCCCUGGGAUGUGUUUUGCUCUCAGUCCUGGGCUGGGUGCCAACCUGAUCUUCCAAGGCCCCUGGCUCCCCAUGGGCCCAGGAAGGUGUCUGAUUCCCUGCUUCUCUCACACUGUGCUGGGGACUGGGGGACCUCAGCCAGCUUCAAGGAGAGCGAAUGAUAGAAUGGGGAUUCCAAUCCCCUUCCUCCAUUUCUGUUUACAGUUGUGAUUUAGUAUUCACUGUCUUUGCCCAACACUAGGCAUUUUAUAAAAGGGAAACUGUGAGCUUGUCCUGGUUGGGUUCAUUCCUGUCCCCCUGCCCAACCUGUUCUGUUCAAGUCCACCCUCCUCCACAAUGGACCAUAUAGGGUCUCAGUACCCUUUUUGGGGGUAGUCAGGAGACUCUGAUAUGAACAGAACUCCCUGCCACCCCCGAAACCAGGGCAGCUUGAAUAUCUGCCCAAAUUUGGAAGGAAUAAGUCUGGGUGGGUGCCUGAAGGAGUCCUUAUCCCUCUCUGUGCUGAUCAUCCCCAAUCAGGAGGCCCUAUAGGUGGUUAACAAGGGGCAGAGCCAUUGGGUGUGUCACAUCCUGGGAUGCUGCAGUGGUUGAACCUGGCAUCUGGUAGAUGCCUGUACAAUCCUCAGGUGACGUCUGGCUACAGGCCACAGGCCACGUCACAUCCUCCUUGGCUUUCCUUCCAUUUACCACUUUUUAAACAAAUCCACACAAUCUGUGUUUUCUAUGAUACUUGUCUGUGACCUGGAGCUGGGGGUUCCCCUACCCCCUUUACCUAGUGUUAAACUUUUCUUUUUGUACCAGUGGAUCUGGGCCCAAGACACUACCCACACUGGAAGGGGAUUUCUAUAAUAAAUGUGUAAACCGAA
Molecule: messenger RNA, 3420 nt
Organism: Sciurus carolinensis (gray squirrel)
Lineage: Eukaryota; Metazoa; Chordata; Mammalia; Rodentia; Sciuridae
Gene: Ccdc120
Product: coiled-coil domain containing 120
Exons: 11
Coding region: 517-2484 (655 amino acids)
Source: RefSeq, a predicted model, not a curated record